GUCCUGAUAGCGCAUUCUGUGUGCGGACUUAGCCUGACAAUACGACUUCGCGAUGCCUACCAUGCGUAAAGACUCUCCAACGAACGGUAUAUCCAAUGGCCUCGCCACGAGCGAUGCCGACAGUAACUUCAAGCUAGGGGACUUCUCGAUCGACGAAUACAGGCCGAUCAAGGUUGUCGCGAUAGGCGCAGGCUUCAGCGGGAUCAUUGCGGGAAUCAGGUUCCCGCAAAGAAUCCCGAACGUCGAACUAACGAUAUAUGACAAGAACGCAGGCGUCGGCGGGACGUGGUAUUCCAACAAAUAUCCCGGAUUGGCAUGUGAUAUCCCUGCCCACUGCUACCAGCUUACCUUCGAGCCGAAGACCGACUGGUCGAGCUUCUACGCCCCCGGUCCAGAAAUUCGUGCCUAUCUAGAAUCUGUCGUCGAGAAGUACAAGCUCAUGCGCUACAUCAAGCUUCAGCACCGCGUCGUGCACGCGCGGUACGACGAGCCCACAGGCAAGUGGCAUCUACGCAUCCGCCGACCUGUCCCUUCCUCCUCGAGCAAUCCAAACAACGAAGGAAACGCAGACGUGGGCUACGAGGAGUUCGCCGAUACGGCGGAUAUCCUCUUCACGGGUCUCGGCAGCCUCAGCCGAUGGAAGUGGCCCGAGAUUGAUGGGUUGCGGACGUUCAAGGGCCAGUUGUUUCAUACCGCUGACUUUGACGUGGGCAAGCGCACCUGGCAGGAGGCUGUCGAGGAGUGGCAGUGGAAGGACAAGACGGUCGGCGUGAUCGGUGUGGGCUCGAGCGCCAUCCAGAUCGUGCCCGCUCUGCAGCCGCGCGUGCGUAAGAUCUACAAUUUUGUGCGUGGCAAGACGUGGAUCUCGACGCCCUUUGCGAGCGCGAAGCUCGCGGAGCUGAUGAAGCGCGAUCCGGAUGCGGAGAACUACACGUUUAGCGAGGCGGACAAGGAAGCUUUUGAGGAUCCGGGGUAUUAUAAACAGUUUCGCCAUGAGCUCGAGUCAGACCUGAACUCCGCGCAUGCCAGCACUCUGCGAGGUAGUGUGCAGCAGCAGGCCGGCCGCGAUGCGUUCACGGUGCAUAUGCGGAAGAAGCUCGCGAAAAAGCCGUGGAUCAUGGAUCAUUUGCUACCCGAUUUUGGCGUGGCUUGCAGACGACUGACGUCAGGGCCUGGAUAUCUUGAAGCUCUUUGUGCAGAUAACGUGGACUUUGUACCAAAGGAUAUCAGCCGGAUCACCUCGAAGGGCAUCGAGACAAACGAUGGCCAACAUACCGAUGUUGACAUCAUUAUCUGCGCCACCGGAUAUGACUAUUCUUUCCAGUUCGACUUCCCCCUCAUCGGCCGCGGCGGUGUGUCCAUACAAGAAAAAUGGACCCCGCAUCCCUCAACAUACCUGGCCGUCUGCACCGAUGGGUUUCCGAACUGGUUCAUGGCACUCGGCCCGAACUCGGCCCUUGGCUCCGGCUCACUGCUGGUGUUGAUCGAGCGGCAGGUCGAGUAUGCAAUUGCCGCAGCGAAGAAGAUGCAACGUGAGCGGCUGAAGAGCAUCGAGGCGAAGGCGGAUGCGGUGAAGGAUUUUGAUAAAUAUUUGGAGCACUACUUCCCGAAGACUGUAUAUAGCGAGAAAUGUAGGUCAUGGUACAAGAUGGGCAAGGAAGAGGGCCGCAACGUCGCGCUGUGGCCCGGGUCAUGUCUACACGCUGUACGCGCGUAUGAGCACCCCCGCUGGGAAGACUUUGAUUACGAGCUUGCGGAUGGCGUUCGCAACCGGAUGUACUGGCUAGGUGACGGGCAGACCUACAACGAGAAGACGAUGUCGGGCGAUCGAGCGUGGUAUCUGAAUGACGAGGAGGUUGAUAUUCCACCGGUUCCUGCAGACUGACUCGGCAUCUGCAGGAGAGCGUUGGAAUGAGGUGUUCCAGGCGACGACCUGAUGUCGUAUGAGGGAUCGACUCAAUACAUUCCUAGGUGAAUGCUCGUCACUGAUUAUCUCACUCGCAGAUUCAUGUUGUCGUUCGAAGUGAGCUGCCGUUAUAGACGCUGGCGCGAUCACAAAG
Laetiporus sulphureus 93-53 is the source of this 2060-nucleotide messenger RNA. RefSeq names its product FAD/NAD-binding domain-containing protein. The transcript is spliced from 16 exons. The coding region runs from base 53 to 1885 and encodes 610 amino acids. The record is from RefSeq and is a predicted model, not a curated record. Lineage: Eukaryota; Fungi; Basidiomycota; Agaricomycetes; Polyporales; Laetiporaceae.